Notolabrus celidotus (New Zealand spotty) is the source of this 2800-nucleotide messenger RNA. RefSeq names its product solute carrier family 26 member 2 (gene slc26a2). Gene Ontology annotation, biological process: transmembrane transport. Bases 289 to 2505 code for a protein of 738 amino acids. Gene Ontology annotation, molecular function: chloride transmembrane transporter activity; oxalate transmembrane transporter activity; bicarbonate transmembrane transporter activity. The transcript is spliced from 6 exons. Gene Ontology annotation, cellular component: membrane. The record is from RefSeq and is a predicted model, not a curated record. Lineage: Eukaryota; Metazoa; Chordata; Actinopteri; Labriformes; Labridae.
UCAAUAAAGUAAUAUCUUAUCUGAUCUUAUCUUAUUUGGCUCCAGAGUGAGCCAUCUGCUGAAAUAGAAGAUCUCUGUCCCUGUGAGUCAUGUGACGCACACUACGCUUUCUCCCAUACGUCAUCACGCACGGAGCAACAGGGACUAAAGUGAGAUGAAUUUGAAGCGGAAUGAGUCGAGCGCGUGAGAACAACUCUCAGAAACCUCUCUAAAGUUGCAGCUCAGCUCCAGGUUACAAAGUGGACACGUUGACACUUUGUUUACAAUGGUCCCCAUUCAGAGAGGCUAAUGCAACGUUGGCAGCAGCAGACAGACAGGAGCCGGAUCAUGACUCUGGGCACUGACUCCUGCACCACAGCAGAAGAUGGAGUUGAGAGCGACCUGGAGCAGCGGCGGCCUCUCAUUCUGGAGAGAGUCCCAAAGAAGAAGGAGAGAAACUGGAGAUCUGAAGUGUUACACCGGGUGAAGAAAUGCUGCUCGUGCACCCCGGAGAGAGCGAAAUCCAAAGUCCUCGGCUUCGCCCCGAUCCUGAAGUGGCUGCCUCAAUACCAGCUCAGGGAGUGGCUCCUGGGGGAUAUGAUGUCUGGAAUGAUUGUAGGGAUCCUGUUAGUCCCCCAGUCCAUAGCGUACUCCCUCCUGGCCAGUCAGGACCCCAUAUACGGCCUCUACACAUCCUUCUUCUCCUCCAUCAUCUACACCUUCCUGGGCACCUCCAAACACAUCUCAGUUGGGAUUUUCGGGGUGCUCUGCCUGCUCGUGGGUCAGGUGGUGGACAGGGAGCUAGCUCUGGCGGGGUACCUCACAGAGACCAGCAGCUUCAGCGGGAACGGCAGCGGCGUCCUGCUGGCCGGCUCGGGGAAUCACAGUGUUGGGAUGGAGUGUGACAGAAGCUGCUACGCGAUUACAGUGGGAGCUACAGUCACCUUCACAGCAGGAGUCUACCAGGUGAUCAUGGGUAUCUUCCAGAUCGGCUUCGUCUCCGUCUAUCUCUCCGACUCGCUUCUCAGCGGUUUCGCCACGGGAGCCUCCCUGACCAUCCUCACUUCCCAAGUCAAGUAUCUCCUGGGUCUGAAGAUCCCCCGACCUCAGGGCUGGUUCACUCUCUUUAAGACGUGGUACAGCCUCCUCAGCAACCUGGGAAACACCAACAUUUGUGACCUGGUGACGAGUUUGGUGUGUUUGCUGGUACUGAUCCCCACCAAGGAGCUCAAUUACCGCUUCAAAUCCAAGCUGAAGGCUCCGAUCCCCUUCGAGCUCUUCGUGGUGAUCAUCGCGACCCUAGCUUCUCAUUUCGGCCACUUCAACGCCGACUACGCAUCAAGCGUGGCCGGUACCAUCCCGACGGGCUUCCUCCCUCCCAAAACGCCCAUGUGGUCUCUGAUCCCCAACGUGGCCGUGGACGCCUUCUCCAUCGCCAUCGUGGGCUUCGCCAUCACCGUCUCUCUGUCCGAGAUGUUUGCCAAGAAGCACGGCUACACGGUGGACGCCAACCAGGAGAUGUACGCCAUCGGCUUCUGCAACAUCCUGCCGUCGUUCUUCCGCUGCUUCACCACCAGCGCCGCACUGACGAAGACGCUGGUGAAGGAGUCGACGGGGUGCCAGACUCAGGUGUCCGGGCUGGUCACUGCUCUCGUCCUGCUGCUGGUGCUUCUGGUUAUUGCACCGCUCUUUUAUUCCCUUCAGAAAUGCGUGUUAGCCGUCAUCAUCCUGGUUAACCUCCGAGGAGCCCUCCGAAAGUUCACCGACAUCCCCCGCAUGUGGCGCGUCAACCGCGUGGAUGCAUCCAUCUGGUUGAUCACCAUGGCCACCUCAGCGCUCAUCAACACAGAGCUCGGUCUACUGGUGGGGGUUCUGGUGUCGGCUUUCUGCGUCCUGGGCCGGACUCAGCAGGCCCAGGUGCUGGAGCUCGGUCAUGCUACGACCAGGGAGCAUUACGAGGACCUGUCGUCUUACCGCGGCCUCCAGACUCACCCAGGAGUGGCUGUUUUUAGAUAUGAAGCUCCCAUUUACUACGCCAACAAGAGCUUGUUUAAAAAGUCUCUUUAUAAGAGUGUCGGCCUCAAUCCUGUGGAGGAGAAAACCCAACGCAUCAAGUUCACGAAGAAGAACAAACCGCUCAGAGAGGUGGAAGGAGUCCAGAAUAUGAAGGAGUCUGCAGGGAAAGAGGACCGAGUCGAGGCCGGUGAGGUCGUCACUCUGAUGCUGAAUAAUAAACCCAACAGCUUACGCAGCGUGGUCAUCGACUGCAGCGCCAUCUUGUUUUUGGACACGGCUGGAGUGAACGCUCUGACGGAGGUCCGUAAAGACUACGGGGAAGUUGGGAUCAAGGUUGUCCUGACUCAGUGUCGAGCUACGGUCCUGGACGAUCUGGAGAGAGGAGGAUACUUUGACGAAAAGGGUCCUGAUGGAGGAGAGAACAAAACCAGGUUUUUCACCAUCGCAGACGCCGUCAGCUACGUCCAAAGCCUUUCAGCUCCAAACGGAGACUGUGACGGCGCGCACUGAAGCGGUCUGUCCAAAGAGUUCUCCGAUGUGCCUUGUGAUGCUUCAGUGGUGCUGAAGUCCCUUCGGAGUGUAAUCCUGCAGCCGUGCAGCAGGAAGUUCUGCUCGAGGGGAAAAAAUUGAACUUUUAAAAGUUGAUUCUGUUCUCAGUUUGAGGAACAUUUUUAUUUUUGCACAAAAAAGAGAGGGUGUGACUUAUUGACAGUCACAUCCUGACUCCAGUUCCCAAAGAGAGUUUUAACGGCUGGACGGUUCAGCCUCGUUUCAAAGGUGCUGUAAAAUAUAUUAACGUGUCACA